UCUUCUGACCAAGGACGGAACAUGUCGGCUCCCGGUAAAAAGGUGUUUGAGUUAUUCGUUUCCAAGAUACCGUGGACUCUCGGAACAAAGGAGGUUAAAGAGUAUUUCGGGCAAUUUGGCCACGUGAGGAAGUGCUUACUACCUUUUGACAAAGGAACUGGUUUUCAUAAGGGCUUCUGCUGGAUUGGGUACACCACGGAGGAGGGACUGCACAACGCCCUUCACAAGGACCCUCACGUUGUCGAGGGAUCCAAGCUUCAAGUGCAACAAAACAUGAUGCCAUUCACGUGGAGAAGAAUGGACAAAGAAGCAGAAGAAAGCUGAGCAGGCAUCAUUUCAGUAAAGUGGAAUUGAUGUAAUGUCUGUUUUUUUUGGGGAACCUUUUCUUUGUUGUAAAGUGUUUAUUGUAACUAUUGAUGAAUAAAAUAAAUUUACUGUUUAAUGGA
This is a messenger RNA of Electrophorus electricus (electric eel), 446 nucleotides long. It is a transcript of the gene slirp, whose product is annotated as SRA stem-loop interacting RNA binding protein. The record is from RefSeq and is a predicted model, not a curated record. Gene Ontology annotation, molecular function: RNA binding. Lineage: Eukaryota; Metazoa; Chordata; Actinopteri; Gymnotiformes; Gymnotidae.